Messenger RNA from Monopterus albus (swamp eel), 2019 nucleotides. RefSeq names its product patatin-like phospholipase domain-containing protein 3. Gene Ontology annotation, biological process: triglyceride catabolic process; lipid homeostasis. The transcript is spliced from 11 exons. Gene Ontology annotation, cellular component: membrane; cytoplasm; lipid droplet. The record is from RefSeq and is a predicted model, not a curated record. Bases 443 to 1912 code for a protein of 489 amino acids. Lineage: Eukaryota; Metazoa; Chordata; Actinopteri; Synbranchiformes; Synbranchidae. Gene Ontology annotation, molecular function: triacylglycerol lipase activity.
AUUGGAUUUGAGCCACUUCAGCCUGCAGUGUGAACGCAGAGUGAUACGUGCUUUCACGUCUCCAAAACACCAGAAAAAGUCCCUAGAUUUCUCGCUAGUCGCUUUUGACAAAAAGUCGCCAAGAGGAUUUGGAAAGUCGUCAGAUUUAGCGAGAAAGUCGCCAAGUUGGCAACACUGCUUAUAGUGUUUAUUGGCGGUUUGCAAGCCAACCUAAGGCGCAUUACCGCCACCUGCUGGGCUGGAUGCUGGCACGCUUCUUUUCUUAAGUUAAUUGCAGGUCGCAACUGGAUAACUGCGGUCACUGAUCUUUUGCAACCAAUAUGAAAAUGGCUCCUAAUGAGACCACAUCGACCUGUCCAGAGUGUGUCCAGCUUCUCGCUUAGUGUCAGCUGGGAUUGAAUCCAGCCCCCCGCAACCCUCUUCAGGAUAAGCAGGAUGGAUAAUGGAGGGGUGGAUGAGACCACUUUCCACAUUCAAGUCUAGAAGUUGGCGCUGCAUCCUCGAGUGGUUCCCUCGCUUCAUACAAGACGCCUCAAAAAUCUGUGGCUCUUCUGCAGGGGCUUUGAUAGCUGCUGUUCUUACUCUUGGAAUUCCCCUUGAAAAAUAUUGUGCUGACCUGAUGUUCAUGGCUAAAGAGGCCAGGAAGCGCAGACUAGGGCCCCUGCAUCCAGCGUACAACCUGCUGCAGCUUGUACAAGACUCUCUGCUGAAGAACCUUCCAAAAGAUGCACAUAUUAGGGUCUCCGGGAAGCUGUGUGUGUCCCUGACCAGAGUGCGUGAUGGGAAGAACAUGCUAGUGUCAGAGUUUGACAGCAGAGAGGAGCUCAUCCAGGCCCUUUUAUGCAGCUGCUUUGUUCCAUUCUACUGUGGUGUUAUUCCACCCACCUAUCGUGGAGUGCACUGUGUGGAUGGUGCCAUCAGUGACAACCUGCCUCGUUGUCACCUGACAGACACAAUCACAUUCUCUGCGUAUGCUGGUGAGAGUGACAUCUGCCCCCGAGUGAGCACACCCAACUUGCAUCAGGUGCGCUUCAGCAACGUUAGCAUCCAGGUCAACUCAGAGAACAUGUACAGAGUGACAAGCACCUUCUUCCCUCCACAGCCUGAGGCAAUGGCUCAAAUCUGCCAGAAUGGAUACAUGGAUGCUCUCCGCUUCCUGCAAGACAACAAUCUGAUCAGCAGUGAGUGUCCACGAAGACGUUUGGAAAUGCGUGUGCUCAGACCUGCUUGCUGUGAGCUGGUGAAGCAUGUGGCUGAAGAGUCUAAUGAGAAGACACCACAGAAUCAGCAGAAACUACAUCAGAAAGCGCACGUUUGGCUGGAUCCCCAGCUCAUAGAGAACCUCCCAGUUAACCUCAAGAAGGUAUUGUGUGAAGCCUGUAAAGAGGCACAUCCUUCUGGUGGUCUGUUGUCCCACAUGACCGAGUAUCUGCCAAAGAAAGUGUCAUCUUACCUGCAGAUCCCUCGUACUCUCCCCGUGGAGUCGGCCCGCUCUCUGGCACAGAGACUAGUGGAUUGGAUCCCAGAUGUGUCCAAAGACAUGAGCUGGCUCUCUGGUAUGGCUGGAAACCUAUACAAACAAGCUUGGAAAGACAGUGUGGAGGAGAGUGACAGUGAGAUGCCACUGCGCAGAAGUACCAGCCUGCCCCUGGGCCUGAACCUGUGGGCUCAAGGAAAAGAAAAUGGAAACGAUCUCCUGAUGACCCCAGAAGCCACACCCACCUCCAGUCUCACCUUCACCUGGAACGCGCACAGCGAGGGGCUCCGUGUACCUUUGACUCCACCUGCUACGCCCACCCUCAGCCCUACCUCAGUGUUUGAUGAAGCUGCCACAACGUCACCGAAGAGCACAGGUAGAGGAUGGGGUUUGAGCAGAGCUGUGGGGUGGUUCCGAAAUAUCACAUCUGAGUAAACUUAAUGUCUCAAGAAAACUGAUUCAGUGUCCCCGUCUGCUUUCAAUUAAAUAUAUUUGAUAUUGCACUUAAAAGCGAGAAAAUGUUUAAUAAAUGAAUGAAAACA